AUGUUUGAUGAUGGUGUGGAAUUUAUGGACACAUCUGAUACACCGUGUAGCUGGUUUUACAAGGCAGAGUGUGGUGUCUGGCAGAGAGUUGAGGAUGAGCCAUUUAGUUUUAUGUCCAGUGCUCAACUAGAGACAUAUUACAUUAGAAAUCCAUAUGGGGUUAUAAACAUGACCACUGCAGCAGGACAUUUCCAGAUUAAUUUGGCAGCAAGCAUUCAGGUCAACUUAAAUACUGGGCAAACAAGGCAGAUUAAGCGCACUUUUCUGACCGAGAAUGGGUUCAGAUGCAAAUGUGUUGAUCUUUCCCCACCUCCACCGGCACACUGGGAAAAUCUUGAUCCCAAGCAACCUUAUCAGGUACUUAUCUUAACAAAAUUACAAAAUAAAACAUUGACCUCUCUUAAUCAGGCAUUCCCUUUGAGAAGACAUACCAGUGAAUAUCAGGCGAUUGAGUGUUUUGUCAGGAAUAUUGGCUUACUGGAUGAACCAAUUGAUUCAAUCUUCAGAAUACAGAACAAGGACCUUUGGGAAUUGUUUUGUAGGAAAAAAAUCCAGUUGAUGAGGAUCAAAGGGCAGUCAGCAAUUGAAGAGCAAAAUCUGUUUCAUGGCACAAGGGCAGAAAACCUCCACUCUAUUUCCACAUUUAAUUUUAACUGUAGACUAUCAGACAGUAAAAGAGGGUUACAUCUAUAUGGCAAAGGAACCUACUUUGCAAAAUAUGCUUCCUAUGCUUUCAAUUACAGUAAAAAGACCAACUGGGGCACUAAAAUAAUAGUGCUUGCUCGUGUUAUUGUUGGGAAUUACACACAAGGACACGAGGAUUAUUGUACCCCUAACGAUGACCAGGAUGAAUGCAUAUAUGAUAGCUGUGUAGACGAUCCUAUUUUUCCAAAGACUUUUGCUAUCUUUGAUUCGAAUCAGAUCUAUCCUGAGUAUGUGCUGCAGUAUCGCUGUACCUACAACUUUCAAUGAGCUUAUAUUGAAAUAAGGGGGUCAUUUGUCACUACAGUGUUUUUGGUUAACAAAUAUUGCACACACUCACACCCUGUCUAUAGAUGCGAGCAACACAACUUUUUUUUUGGUUAACAAAUAUUGGAAACACUUACACCCUGUCUACACCAGACGUGAGCGAAGCAACUUGACACGACAAACCCAUUAAGAACAAGGCACUUGUCAUAUUGCGUUGCGCCGAAUCCAGUGUGUUCUAUUGUCAUUUGUUGUGUUGCUUUGCAACUGCAUCGAGGUGUAAAUAGGGUGUUAGAGCUUUUUGUAUUUCAAAUGAAGGACAUAAUCAGUUAAUGUUAAAGCAUUUGAAUUGAACCUUUUAUAUUUACUCAUAUGCAAUGAGAAGCCUAAGGGAAGCAGUGGUUUGUAAAGAAUUGUCUGAACUAGGAGAGACAACUUUGAAGGUCUUUAAAAGCCAGGUGAAAGAUUGCUUCAGAUUAUAUAAACAAAGUUAAUGACUUGACUCAUGAUUCUCAUAAAUAAAAUAUAUAUUUCUUGUCCUUUCAGUCUUUUUUUAUACUUGGUCUUUUAAUGUACUUGAAAUGUUUCCUAAAGCUGCAGUCUACUGAAGAAUCCCAUCCAAUGAAAACUGUUAAAAAAAGCUACCUCCUGUCUCUUUGCCAGCAAUAAGUAUUUAGCUUUGUUUUGCUAACCACAUAAUGCACCAAAGGUGGUAGAGCUUUUUCUUAUGCAGCACCUGCACUCUGGAUUAGCUUUUCUGGCACUAUUCAGGA
Messenger RNA from Triplophysa rosa, 1739 nucleotides. RefSeq names its product protein mono-ADP-ribosyltransferase PARP11. Lineage: Eukaryota; Metazoa; Chordata; Actinopteri; Cypriniformes; Nemacheilidae. The coding region runs from base 1 to 972 and encodes 323 amino acids. The record is from RefSeq and is a predicted model, not a curated record. Gene Ontology annotation, molecular function: NAD+ poly-ADP-ribosyltransferase activity. The transcript has 7 exons.